Molecule: messenger RNA, 1095 nt
Organism: Cajanus cajan (pigeon pea)
Lineage: Eukaryota; Viridiplantae; Streptophyta; Magnoliopsida; Fabales; Fabaceae
Source: RefSeq, a predicted model, not a curated record
AUGUCAGAGAUUUGGCAUCUUGUGAAGAAAUCACUUCAUUGCAAACCUCAGUCAUCAGAAGUUCAUGAUCCGAAGGCAAGUAGAGGUACUCAUCAGAGAAAAAAAAUAGACCAGAUUGACAGUUCAAAUGAGGAAAACCAGAGACACUCAGAGAGACGUGUUAGCCAUGAAGUUUUCCUUGAUAGAUCAAGCGGUGAGAUUAUGAUUUGUCCAUGUUGUCCUUGUUCUCAAGGCCAUGAUCAUGAAGAUGGCAAUAAGCCUCAUCCUCCUAGAUCAACCUGCUGCCAGCGAAUUAUAUAUUCAUCUAAAGCAUAUUGUGUUGAUUGUCAUGUUUUCUCAAAGUCAAAGGUGCCACUGGAGAAAGAUUGUUCCAGUGGUCCCCCAUCGUCAAUUCGUCAUCAUGAAUGUGAAGAGAAACUACAAUCUACUGACUUUGCUGAACAACAUGAUGAUAAUAUCGCUGAACACUCAGUGAUCCAACUUGAGAGAGAAAGCUCAUCUUGCAAGAUCAUCGAACAAAUAUGCCAAGGUAGCGACAUGAAUUCCGAAAGCAAGAUUGAAUGUGUGUUGAGAGUGGAGAACAAGAAGGAAACCUUUGCUUGCUUCGAGGAAUGUAGAGAAAUGGUAAGGGUGAAAGCUGAAAGGGUCCAAAACGAUCACCCACGAUGUUUGGUCGAUGGAAACGAGUUAUUGAGAUUUCAUGGCACAACCAUUGCAUGCUCCCUCGGCUCGAAUGCCUCUUCUACCCUUUGCACUUUAGAUGAAUGUGGCGUGUGCCAAAUUCUGAGGCAUGGUUUCUCCGCCAACCAAGAAUUUCAUGGUUCACUUGGGGUUUACACCACUUCCACUAGUGCAAAAGCCAUUGAUUCCAUUUGCAUCACACCCAAUAAUAAUUUUGUCAUGAGAAAGUCUGUUAUGGUGUGCAAAGUGAUAGCUGGGAAGAUCUAUAAUCCUCUUCAAGAGAUCAAGGAAAUGACCGAUCCUGGGUUUGAUUCUUUGGUCAAGAAAAUACUUGACCAAUCAGAGAUUGAAGAACUCAUUGUUUUAAAUCCUAGAGCUGUGCUCCCUUGCUUUUUGGUAAUCUACAAUUUCUGA